GUAACUGCAGAUGAGGGGAUCUUGCACGCUUCUGGAAAUGGUGUGCCUCCAGUAACAAAGGAUUACUGCAUAAUUUACAGUUCUAAUUGGAUAUCUCUUCCAAAAAGCCUGGACAAUGCUACUUUCAGCACUCUGGAAAACCUGACUUCUACAGUACUCUGCAAUUCUUCUGACGUUCCUUCUGGCUUAAUGAAGGACAAAGCAGUUGUAGUGAUGAGAGGAAACUGCACUUUUUUGGAGAAAGCGAGAAUUGCACAAAGUUCAGGUGCUAAAAUGCUGUUGAUUGCCAGUAAACCUAGGCUGUCUCCUCUUUCUGAUAACAAGACUGAUUUUGAAGAUGUGACUCUUCCAGUUGCUCUUAUAAGAUAUAAUGACAUAGUAGAUAUGCAGCUGACGCUUGGAAAUGAAGUUAAUGUGACUCUGUAUUCACCACCUUUGCCAGAGUUUGAUUGCAGUAUGGUUGUCAUCUUCCUAAUUGCUGUGUUUACAGUGGCACUAGGAGGCUACUGGAGCGGAGUAGGAGAACUUGAGAAUUUGAAAGCAGUAGCAAGUCCUGGGGAGAGAGAAACAAGACGGAAGAAGGAAGAAAAUGUUACUUUCACCCCUGUAACAGUUAUCUUGUUUGUUGUCAUCUGUUGUGUCAUGCUGGUCUUACUUUAUUUCUUCUACAAAUGGUUAGUGUAUGUUAUAAUAUCAGUCUUCUGCUUGGCAUCUGCAAUGAGCCUAUAUAACUGUCUUGCGGCAUUGAUAGGAGAAAUACCAUUUGGGCAGUGCAGGAUUGCAUGUUGCAACAAAAACAUUGAAGUGAGGCUUAUUUUUCUUGCUGUAUUCUGCAUAGCAGCAGCUGUUGUCUGGGCAGUGUUUCGAAAUGAAGAUAGGUGGGCUUGGAUUUUGCAAGACAUUUUGGGAGUUGCUUUCUGCCUAAACUUUAUUAAAACACUGAAAAUGCCCAACUUUAAGUCCUGUGUGAUACUUCUAGGCCUUCUCCUUCUAUACGAUGUAUUUUUUGUCUUCAUAACACCAUUUAUCACAAAGAAUGGGGCAAGUAUAAUGGUUGAAGUUGCAGCUGGUCCUUUUGGAAACAGUGAAAAGAAUGAUGGAAACUUGGUGGAAGUCCCUACUGAACGCUCAGCUCCCCAUGAGAAAUUACCUGUGGUUAUUAGAGUGCCUAGACUUGAAUACUCCGCAUCGACGCUGUGUGACAUGCCAUUUUCAUUGUUGGGUUUUGGAGACAUUAUUGUCCCAGGGCUUCUCGUUGCCUAUUGUCGAAGAUUUGAUGUUCAGACAAGUUCAUCUUCUGUAUACUACAUUUCCUGUACAAUAGCUUAUGCCAUUGGUAUGGUGCUGACUUUCAUUGUUUUGGCAUUAAUGAAGAUGGGACAACCUGCCCUACUCUAUCUUGUACCAUGUACACUCAUUACUAGCUCGCUUGUUGCUUGGAGGCGCAAAGAAAUGAAGAAGUUUUGGAAAGGAAGCAGUUACCAGGUAUCGGACUCCUCCAGGACGCCUUUGCUACAAG
This is a messenger RNA of Fulmarus glacialis (Northern fulmar), 1519 nucleotides long. RefSeq names its product signal peptide peptidase like 2A (gene SPPL2A). The annotation marks the transcript as partial. Gene Ontology annotation, cellular component: cytoplasmic side of endoplasmic reticulum membrane; Golgi-associated vesicle membrane; lysosomal membrane. The transcript is spliced from 15 exons. NCBI's taxonomy places the organism in Eukaryota, Metazoa, Chordata, Aves, Procellariiformes, Procellariidae. Gene Ontology annotation, biological process: membrane protein proteolysis. The record is from RefSeq and is a predicted model, not a curated record. Gene Ontology annotation, molecular function: aspartic endopeptidase activity, intramembrane cleaving.